UGUCAAGUUUCCGCCACCAGCCACAAUGAUGAAGAGUUUGGCGGUCGUUCUGCUGUCGGUUGCUGCAGUAUGCGCAUGGCCGUACCCACGUUACGAGGAGGUCGUGCGUGACCCCAAAACCUCAGACCUGCUCUACGGCACCAACUCAGGAGCUCACACCGAGAAUUGGUACUUCAGCACUCAAGCCUACGUGACGUCCAUCAUCAUCCCGUCGCAGAUCAUGGACUUCUGCGGCACAGACCCAAUGAAGAAUGGAACGUACCAGGAGGAGGUUGUCCUUAACCUCUACGAGUGGAAACUCUCGACGUCCAGGACGGAAACGUACUUGGUGGCGUCCGGCUCCUUCAAAGGCACCGUCAGCUUCGGCCAGGAGAUCGACAUCCCGCUGCGGAACGAGACCCUGGGCCGCGCGCCCCGAGUCGGCCAGUUCUACAGUAGCACCAGCGGCUACCGGUACACGCUCGACAUCGUCUUCAAGACGGCCGGCGUCUACCCGUGGUACACGACGAGGGCGCUCUCCACCUACUCGUUCGUCAGUUCGUCGACGAAUCUACCCGGAAUUGCUAUCGGUCUGUCGUACGCCAUCUAAGAAGUUGUGUCAAACGAGCCCGUCGCCGUGGUCAGACACGACACUCUACUGUCGUAGUUGCUCGUAGACCUCGUCGUUUUUCACUAUUCAUGCCGUUGCUGUAGUUCAUUUUUUGAACAAUAUAGCCAGCUGACUCACUGCUAAAAGCGUUUGCUCUCUAAUUCUGCAUAUCGUCUUCCAUUUAUUACUGAUAAUGUCUGACAAUAAACCGAAGAUGAGAUGGAGACCUAUUCAGGAAACAUUUUUUUGUAAGCAGUGAAUCAGCGGCCAUUUUGGUUGUAGUGACAGCUUCUUAAGUAAACCCCAGUCUGUGUUUGAAGGAAAAUUGUAUUAUGUAUUUCAUUAAAUAUCUGUUUAUCAAAA
This is a messenger RNA of Schistocerca gregaria, 952 nucleotides long. RefSeq lists its product as uncharacterized. The coding region runs from base 26 to 589 and encodes 187 amino acids. The transcript is spliced from 3 exons. The record is from RefSeq and is a predicted model, not a curated record. Lineage: Eukaryota; Metazoa; Arthropoda; Insecta; Orthoptera; Acrididae.